Hansenula ciferrii is the source of this 1614-nucleotide messenger RNA. RefSeq lists its product as uncharacterized. The record is from RefSeq and is a predicted model, not a curated record. Lineage: Eukaryota; Fungi; Ascomycota; Saccharomycetes; Phaffomycetales; Wickerhamomycetaceae. Bases 1 to 1614 code for a protein of 537 amino acids. Gene Ontology annotation, cellular component: nucleus; Slx1-Slx4 complex. The transcript has a single exon. Gene Ontology annotation, biological process: DNA replication; DNA repair.
AUGAGCAUAAGUGGGACGUAUGGUGAAGAGGUCCUUUGUUCGUCUCCAAUAGGGUCCAUUAUAGAUGUAUCACGAGAUCAUAUUAGUGAAGAUGAGCAUCAAGAUGACCAUGAUGAUGGCAAAAUUGAUACAAAACAUUCAAUACUUUUCAAAGAAAGUGACUUCAAUAUUUAUAGUUAUAAUCCAAUAUUAACACAAGAUUUGGUUUUCAAAGAUGAUAUACCCAAACCCAAGUCAAAAGAAAGUACAGUUACAAAUUCAAAUAAUGAUAUAAUAAAUCUAAGUUCUGAUUAUUCUAAAAUUAUAGAUCAAGAAAGUUCUGAAAUACAAGAAGUAUCUCAAAAAGAAUAUAAAAAUUCACAAAAAUUAAAAUAUGAAAGUAUAAAAUCUUCACAAAUUGAUUUUAAUGGAUUGGAUGAAAAUGAAUAUAAUGAUGAACUUAAUGAUCAAGAAUUAAGAUCAAAUCAAACUCCAAUAACUUCUCCUACAAAAUCAUAUGGAUACAUACAAUCAUCUUCUCCUAUAAUAACUCAACAUGAAACUCAACCAACAUCAUCACAACCAUUACCUUUAAUACCUCAAAAUGAUCAUGAAUUUUCAUUAGCUCCAAGUGCUCAAUUAACAAGUUUUAGAAUGCAAUCACCUAAAAAGAUUUUAUCAAAUAAAACAACACCUACGAGGAAAAGAACAAUGUUAUUACCACAAGAAUCUUUCAAUAUUCCUCAUUUAUUAUCACCAACUAAAUCAUCACCUUUAAGGACACAAGUAACAGAUUCAAUGGAAACUCAAAGUUUAUAUUGUACAGCAAGACAAACAGAAAGUUCACCAAUGAAAAAUUCUAAAGAUGAAGAAUUUGAAAAACGUACAACAAAAGUUAGAUUCAAAGGUUUAGCCAAGGCAAAAUCAUCAUCACCUUUUAAUAAUUAUCAAACUAAAAUCAUUCCCACAAAGAGAGAUACUUUUGAAAUUCCAGAUUCUUCAGAUGACGAGGAUCAAGAUAUUUCAAUUAUUGAGAUUACAAGAACUAUUAAAAAACCUAAGAAAAGUAUAUUACAAGUUCCAUCAAGUCCUGGUGCUUUUUCAAGUCCGUCAAGGAUAAAUUCAAUCUUGGAUCAAGAUCAAGAUCAUAAUCAAAGUCCAAUUAAAGAAGAUGAUAGUAUACCGAAUACAAUCCCUAAUAGUUUACAAUCACAAUCACAAGUAUUAAACUCUACAUUAGAAGAAUUACCAACUGAAGAAUUGAAAAGAAAAAUCAUUCAAUAUGGUCUUAAACCUGCCAAAUCAAGAUUAAAAAUGAUUAAAUCAAUUCAAGAAAUUGAUGUUUUCCUAGGUAAAGAUUCCCUUGAGGCUUUAUCACAAUCUCAAAAUAUAACAAAUUCACAAAAUAUAGUUAAAUCUGAAAUUUUUAAAAUCAUAGAUGAAACUAUAUUAACUAAUACAAAAUUACAUGAAAAAAUUUAUACAUUUGAACCUAUACCAUAUAAAGAAUUGAAUGAAUUUUUAGAUGAACAAGGUGUGAUUAUUAACUAUGAUAUGCUGAAAGAAUGGUGUGAUUUUAAUAGCAUUUGUCUGAUUGAAGAGGAUAAAGACAAGGACAAGGAGAAAGUGAAUUAA